AGGCUGUGGGCUCAGUGCUGUGGACUCCAGCGAUUAACUCUCGCUCGCGGCCUGGAAUCCUGAGACGAGCCGUGUUCUCUGAAGAGCAGAGACGAGAGCUGGAGAAAACCUUCAGCAAGCAGAAGUACAUCAGCAAGACGGAGCGCAACAGACUCGCCUCAGAGCUGAGUCUCAAAGAGACGCAGGUGAAGAUCUGGUUCCAGAACCGCAGGAUGAAGUGGAGAAACUCCAGAGAGAAGGAGAUCAGCAACACACACACACACAUGGAGAAACUGAUGGACUGGAGUCAAUCUGAACCUGCAGACGACACACACACACCAGCACAGAGCAAACACACUCACACUCACACACACAGAUGAUCCAGAAGAGAGUGUUCAUUCUCAACAUUACCACUCAAAAGGUCCAAUGGUAACACAUUAUAAUAAUAAUAAGGUGCUAUUUCUUUAAGAGCAGGUCAUAUAUAGUGUUUAAGUGUCCUAAUGUUGUGUUGAGGCUACUACAAACAGCUUUAAGUGCAUUUAGAGUAAGAAAACACUGUCGUUUUAGUAGAAUAUGUGUUUAUUACACUGUAAACCCCAAUAAGUUAAGGUAACUCAAACCUCUUGAGGAAACCGAUGGCAACAAACCAUUUAAGUUCAAAAACUGAUCCUAAAGAGUGCUGUGAACUUAAUCCAUUCGAGUAAACGAAGCAAUUUGAGUACAGUAAAACCCAUCAAAUGAACAGAACUCAAACCAACUGAGUACUGUGACACUCAAUAAGUUAAGCCGACUCAAACCACUUUAAGGAAACCGAUUGCUACAAACCAAUCUAUAUGAGUACUGUGAACUUACUCCAUUAAAGUUGAAGUAAUGAGGUGUUUAAUUAAGUCUUUACCUUCAACACUGAGCUCAAAACUCUUUUCAAAUGAGUAGAACUAAAUUUCAGUACAUUUUGAGUUAACUACACUCAUUUCAUUUGAUAAGGUGGACUGUUGGGUUUUACAGUAGAUACAUUAGAAUCAUACAUUCAUUUUCCUUCGGCUUAGUCCCUUUAUUCAUCAGGGGUCACCACAGCGGAAUGAACC
Danio rerio (zebrafish) is the source of this 1064-nucleotide messenger RNA. Lineage: Eukaryota; Metazoa; Chordata; Actinopteri; Cypriniformes; Danionidae. The record is from RefSeq and is a predicted model, not a curated record.